AUGGCAGUUAAUCAUUUAAACGAAAUUAUUUCAUUAUUUCUUCAGUGGAAUGUAAAAGAACUUAGUGAUAAUGAUUUGAGUACUGGUAUUAGUAAUAAUGGGAAAACUUGUUCAGCUGAAGAAGUACGUCACACUGCACGAUUAUUAGGUUCAUCUCUUUUUCAGUUUCGAUAUAAUGAAGACAACGUAUUUCUUAUUCGAAUCGCACCCACAAUAAAUAUAUGUAAAGAUUUUCUUGCUGGUAAAUGUACUUUUAAAGCAGAAGGAUGCAAUCAACUUCAUUUAUGUCGCCGUUUCGGUUCAUGUAACACAAAAAAUUGUCAUUUUCCUCAUGAUUUUACACAUGGAAAUAAUCGACGCAUUGUUGAACAAUCAAAUUGUCAAAAUGUAAAUCCAAUACUACUUGUUCGUCUUAUUCGACUUAAUAAACAAUUGUCUCGUCGUUUGUCUAAUACUUCGGUUAUUCCUCGCGUUAUUUCAAAAACACCGAAUACGACAUCAUCGUCAGUAGAACCCAAACAAGUUCAACAAGUUUUUAAGAGAAACAAACAUUUUCGUUCAAGACGAAAAUCUCGAGGUGAUAAGUCUAAUACAGUUACUGAUGGAGAUAAUACUACUGAGUCGACAGUCGUGUCGUCAGUAUUAGACACAAAUUGUCAAAUAAAUAUCAGUUUUCCAUCAAAAUCGAUUACUUCUCAUAUCACAAUUGACGAAAUCGUAGACUUCUUAAGAUUACAAGGUGUAGCUAUCCAAAAAGUGUUUAAUGCGAAAAAAAAUGAACGUUUUCAUCAAUGUACACUUCAAUUUCAGGAGCAAAACGCCAAAUGUACAUCAGCUACAUUUGAAAAGGAAUGGGAGUCACUUAAAAUGAAAAUAUAUAUACGUGAUGAUUAUGGAAAAGAUAUUUGCCUGUUUGAUGAACAACAGACUAUUACCCUAUUCGGUUUACCUGAAGUAGUUAAAAAUGUUCAACAAUUAUUUGAAGAUAAGAAACCAAAAUAUAUUCCACCUAUUGUCAAAAACGAGCUGAACAAACCAGAGACGUCAGUACAACCGAGUCAAUCUACCAUACAUCAAGAAGAUAAGCAAAUAAAAAAACAAAUAGUUCAAACAUUCUCAAUAGCAUUCGAUGUUGAUGAACCUGGUUUUGAAAUUCUUGUCAAUCGGGACUGCAAUCAAUUAUUAAAUAUUGUUGGGUCGAAAUGUCAGUUAGAGAAACAAAUUAUUUAUCAUAAAAUUCAGAUUCAAAUACCCAAAGUAAGGGUUGAUCAUUUUAACCAUAAUACAUUGCAAAGUCAAUCGCAAGAAAAUAUUUCUGAAUCAACGAAUGAUGUUAAUAACCCUUCUGAGAACUCAAAUCUAAAUUGGUUUCUAAAAUUAUUUCAACGUAGCACAUCGAAGACACAAUCUUCAACACCUGUAAAACAGCAAAAUUCCACACCACAAGUACAAGCAACAUCAAGUGCAACUAAUAUAACUAGUAUUGCUAUUGGCAAUUCGAAGAUUAUUGUUUGUACAGGAGAUUUAACAAAGCAAGCGGUCGAUAUAAUCGUUGUUUGUUCAACAUCAGGAAUACUACGUGAUGCAAUUAUCUCUGCUGCUGGACAACAAGUAAAAACUGUCUACAAUCAACAACCAUCCAACAGUAUAUUGGGGUUUGAAACAACAGGUGGUAAUUUACCUUGUAAAAAGAUUGUGUUUCGACCAUGGAUGUGUAAUAAAAAUCAAACGCAAAACUUAAAACCAUCCAUUAUUACAUUUGUUCAAUCAGUAAUUUCAUUUGCACUUCAUCAUAAGUUAACAACAAUUGCUUUUCCAAGCAUUGGCUGUGGACAAUUAGGUUUCGAUCCGAAAUUGAUUGCUGAAUAUAUGAUUGGCGAGACCUAUGAGCAAUUCAAAAAUACAGUUCAUUCUACAUUAAUUGUUUCUUUUGUUUUACUACCUGGACAAAAAAAUGUCUAUGAUGCAUUUACUGAUCGACUCAAUAAGAUACAAAUGAUUGAUGAUAAGCCAACUAGUAUUUCUUUCGAUAAACAAAUAGUGAGAAUUAAAUUGACUGGUUCAAACAAUAGUCAAUUGAUUGAAUAUCGAAAUACAAUAAAACAAUUAGCUCAAUCAUGUUCCCUUAAACUUCAUCUAACUGAUAAAACUGAUAUGACUGAUUGGUCGCAAGACACCAUUCAAAGAUAUUAUGAUUAUUGUUUACACAGACAAGUCAUACCGAAACUCGAUCUUCAAAAUUCAACUUUGGAUUUGAUAGGUCCUAAAGAUGCGGUAACCGAUGCUGAAAAGUAUUUUUUUCAAUUAACUGCUGAAAUACUACGAAAUGCGCGUAUUCAAGUUUUAACACGUGGAUGUAUAUGGUCAGUUGAAAUAUCAUCUGGUCAAUGGGAACAAUAUCCAUUUAGAAUCAAUGAACUAAUUGAAAAUGCUCAAUUGAAAAAACUUCCAUAUAUUGAAUUUGAAAACGAAAAAUCAGAAAAAUGUCGAAUAAUUUUCUCAUCCAUGGAAGAAGAAUGUCAAAAACGAAAACGAAAAGUCUGUCGUAAACGUAUAGAUUCAACAUUACCUCAAUAUUGGGACUUAUCCGGUGAUUAUUUUAAACGAGUAGUUCUUUUAGACUCUUCUAACGAGUACAAAGAUGUUUUAAAUCGAUUUGAUUCUACAAUGAAAGGUAACUAUUCGAAAAUCAUGAAAAUUGAACGGAUUCAAAAUGAACGUUGGUACAAACAGUAUGCUGCUCAUCGUGAUGAGUUUACGCAACGCUAUACACAACCUGAUGAACGACUACUUUUUCAUGGUUGCAGCAGUGAAUCAGCUGAUAAAAUUGUACAAGAAUGCUUUAAUAGAGCAUUUGCUGGUGCUAAUGGAGUUAUGUAUGGUCAAGGAGUUUAUUUUCAUGAACAUUCAAAAUAUAGUCAUAGUUAUGCUAAAGCAAGCACAUCAAACGAACGAACUAUGUUCUUAGCUCGUGUUUUGAUUGGAAAAACAUGUCUUGGCAAUUCAUCGAUGAAAGUUCCACCUAAAAGUUUCGAUACAACUACAGAUGGUGGAUACAUUUUUGUGAUUUAUCAUGAUGCUGGAGCCUAUGGUGAAUAUCUUAUAACGUACAGAUGA
Molecule: messenger RNA, 3117 nt
Organism: Rotaria sp. Silwood1
Lineage: Eukaryota; Metazoa; Rotifera; Eurotatoria; Philodinida; Philodinidae
Source: the annotation of a GenBank genome assembly